GUCAAACAAAACCGUUGAAGUCAGGUUCAGGAAAAUCAGUCAACGUUUUUCCACUAAAGAAGCCAGGAGGAUUGUGAACCGCUGCGGUUUCUGCCCGAGUUUGUUUUAAAAAUGGCGGGAAAGAGCGAACCUAUCGUUAGUGUUAUCCCUGGGGAUGAGGGGAAGGAAAAGUUCAAAAAAAGUGAGAAUGUUGCUUUUUACAGGCGACAGACGCAGGGUCCCAACCUGAAACACAGACUUCUUUUGGAUUCCCUGGUGAUCAGUGAGAAGGGCGCUCACUUUGAACUGUUGGAAGAAAACACUAAGACCAGGCUGCUUCUCUCUUUGACCCCUUGCAAAAAUGACAUUGUAAGGAUUGUAAUAGAUGAGGCCCGACCCAUGAAGGCACGCUACCGAGCUCAAGAUGUGCUCACUGGAGAACCUCAGAGCGAAUGGUUGAGAGUGGAGAGCCAAACUAAGGACUCCAUCACUCUUUCCUGGUCCUCCGGACAUUACAAAAUCCGAGCGUGGCACUUCCCUCUCCGACUGGAGAUUCUGUGUGAGGAUGAAGUGAUGGUUACCUUCAACUCAAAGGACAAACUGUGGUUUGAAAGCUUACAGAAUAAACCCAGUGAGCUCCAAGAAGACGAGACCAGUUCACUGUGGAAAGAAACUUUUAGGAAGUUUGUGGACAUCAAAGCAAACGGUCCCAGCAGCCUCGGCGCAGACCUCUGCCUUCAUGGGUUCCAGCAUGUCUACGGCCUGCCAGAACACCCAGAGAGGCUGCAUCUCAGAGACACGAGUGAUGGAGAACCCUAUCGGCUGUACAACCUAGACGUGUUUGCCGCUGACCUCUACUGCCGGCUUGGCCUGUAUGGAUCCGUGCCUCUGAUGGUGGCUCACAAACCAGACAGGACCAUCGGUGUGUUCUGGCUGAAUGCAUCAGAAACUUUUGUAAACAUAAAGUACACCAGUGACAAUCAGGAUGAUCAAACACCCCCAGUGAAGAGGAGGCGGCUGCGGCCUCAGACUGAUGUUCACUGGCUCUCAGAGAGCGGCGUGAUCGACUGCAUGGUUCUGCUCGGGCCCAGACCCCAACAGCUCUUCAAACAGUACGCUCAGCUUACAGGGUAUCAAGCCAUGCCGCCACUGUUUUCCCUCGGUUACCACCAGUGCCGCUGGAACUACAUUGACGAGGUUGACGUGAAGGCUGUGGAUGCUGGAUUCGAUCGCCACAAGAUCCCGUAUGAUGUCAUCUGGCUGGACAUUGAGCACACGGAUGGGAAGCGUUACUUCACCUGGGACCCUGCUCUUUUUCCCAAACCAGUGGGUUUGCUGAACCAUCUGGAGAAAAAGAAGCGGAGGAUGGUCGCCAUAAGUGAUCCACAUAUCAAGGUCGAUCCUGAUUGGUCCCUCUAUCGUGAGGCCAGAGAUGGAGGACAUUUUGUGAAGGACAGAGAGGGACAGAUCUAUCGGGGCACAUGCUGGCCAGGCGAGUCCUCAUAUCUCGAUUUCAGCAAUCCUGCAACCCGAGCGUGGUACUCCAGGUGCUUCAGCUUCAAUAAAUACAAGGGAUCGACUGCUUCGCUGUUCAUAUGGAAUGACAUGAACGAGCCGUCCGUUUUCAACGGGCCGGAAGUGACAAUGCCAAAGGAUGCGGUGCACCAUGGCGGCUGGGAGCACCGGGAUUUACACAAUCUGUACGGCUUUUACCAGCACAUGGCCACAGCCGAAGGCCUGAUAUCUCGCUCCGGAGGCUCAGAGAGGCCAUUUGUCCUUUCACGCUCCUUCUUCGCAGGAUCUCAGAGGCUUGGAGCGGUGUGGACAGGUGACAACAUAGCCACCUGGGAGUAUCUGAAGAUUUCAGUUCCAAUGGUUCUGAACCUGAACCUUGCCGGCAUUGCAUUUUGUGGAGCCGACGUUGGUGGGUUUGUGAAAGACCCGGAUCCAGAGCUGUUGGUGCGCUGGUACCAGGUCGCCGCCCUGCAGCCAUUCUUCCGAGGCCACUCUGCAAAUGACACAAAGCGACGUGAACCCUGGCUUUUCGGGGAGGAAGUCACUGCAGCAAUCCGCACUGCCAUCCAACAGCGCUACUGUUUGUUGCCAUACUGGUACACUCUCUUCCACUAUGCUCACACCUCUGGCCUGCCUCCAGUCAGACCUCUUUGGGUGGAGUUCCCGAAAGAGGAGGGCAUCUUCACCGAGGACAAUAAUUACAUGAUUGGGGGAGCUUUGCUAGCCUGUCCUGUGAUGGAACCAGGUGCUAAGACCAUCAAAGUAUUUCUUCCUGGAUCAGCUGAGAUUUGGUACGAUAUCCGCUCUGCAAAGGUGUACAAAGGAGGAAAGAGUUUCAGUCUCCCAGUCAACCUGGACUCUGUUCCUGUGUUUCAGCGUGGCGGCUCGGUGGUCUGCAGAUCAGCAGGAAGCGGCACGUGUACAGCCGAUUACCAAAAGCUGCCCCUGGAUGUCACUGUGGCCCUAAACUCCCAGGGCAGCGCUGAUGGGGAAUUGUACCUCGAUGACGGCCACUCCUUUAAAUACCGUGACCAAAAGGCCUUCUGCCUGCGAAGGUUCAGCAUGCUGUCAGGCCGUCUGCUCUGUCGUCCAGCCAAUGAAGAAGGACAAUUCGACUGUGAAACUGUUGUACAGUCAGUUAACAUCAUGGGGCUGAAGAACAAGCCAUCCAAAGUGAAAGUCCACAUGUCAGGCGCUGAAGCCGUCUCUGCUUCCUUUGAGUUCCUGGAGGCCGGCUGCAUGCUGCGGCUCAGCAACCUGAACCUCAAAGUGGGGGUGGACUGGGAGAUCCACAUCAGUUAAUCAUUGAUAAAUCCAUGACUGGUUUUCCUUUGGUCUUGAUUUCGUAUUCCUGUAAUGACAAAAUCAGUACAAAAAUGGUGGCUAAUUUGAUAAUUUAAAAGGGGCAAUAAUUGAAAGACAGAAACCCAUUAAAGUCGGGCAAUAUUUCAUUGCUGUAAUUAUUUUAACUUUUGUUUUUUUAUGUAUACUCUCUUUUUUGAAGAUCAGCAGCUAAAUCUGCAGUUUCUUGUAAAAGUGUUAAUUUCUCUUAAUUUUUUGUUGCAAUGUUUUCAGUUACAAUUUUAAUAGAUGAAUAAAAUGUAUUGGGGUAUUAUGAGAGACAAAUGGAUUUUCCAAAUGAUGGUGGUUUUCACUGACCUUAUCCUAAAGUAUGUGGGGGUAUGAAGUCAGAUUUCUGCCAAAAAGGGGCACGCAUUAUAGAUACUUAUGCAAGUAGUUUUAUUUCAAAAACACACGUUAACUACUCUCCAUGUGCAUUUUGAAUGUCAUCCAAUACAUCACAACCAUGAGGUUAUUCUCCUCUUGCUUUUUAUAACUGUAGAUUCUCUCCUGUCAACUUUUGUCAUUUAGAGGGUGGAGCAAACCGGAGAAACUACCUGUGAUUGGCUACUCUUUAGAAAAUUCCGCCUCUUAAACGGUUCUGUCUUUUCCUGGUUGGGGCUAAUCACGUUUGCAAAGCAUCGCCAGGCUAAUCCCAUUUCUCUCCGAGAGCAAAUUGGUUUAUUGAAGUCAUCUUUAAAUCCGAAAACAGUCCUAAAUAUGUUUGGACAGCAGUAGCAAUAUGCUCUAAAUGUUAAAUUAGGAAUUAUGUAUAAGCUUAAUUAUGUAUAAGUUUAUAUUGAGUAAAGGGAAGCUUGAAUUACCUUUUGUUUAUACUCUUCACAGCAGCAUUUACAUUUCUAGUUAGUUUGCAGCUACCUUAAGGAUUUUUUCUGUUGUUUCCAUCAUUAUGUUUAGAAACUUGUCAGGUGAUGACACAGAUGGCUGUUGGGUAUGAAAUCAAAAUUCUGCUCUUAAAGACAACAUUGAUUAACCUGAAGUUGCUUUGCUAACAUUACUAGCCACAACUGUAAAAACAGUAAAAGCGAGAUUUCCUGGAAAAAAGCCAAUCACAGGCAGUUUAAUUUCUCAGUUGGUUCCUCCAUCCUUAAAUUGACAAGAGUUGACAUGAGCGACUGAAACAGGUCGACACCCUGGGAGAAGGGAAUCUACUGUAUAGGCGAAUAAAAAGCAGGCGAGAGCAAAGAGGGAUCAUGAACUCAUGUUUGUGAUAUACUGGUGGCCUCAUGGUAUUGUAUCUGCAUGCAUUAAAUGUUUCAAAUCCACAUGGAGAGUAGUUUACCUGCUUGUGUUUUAAAUAAAACUGUUGGUAUAGUGUUCAUUUUUGGCAGAUUUCUGACUUCAUUUGGGAGGUUUUUUACUGGAUGGACAAACUGAACUCAAAAGCCUUCCACACCUGUCAGAUUUGAUUUGUGCCAUCUUUUAAACCUUGUAUCAUCUUCAUCUAUGGUUUACAGCUCUUGUUGCCUUGGUCUGUCUUACCAACCCCCUAAAUUGAUAUAUUUGGUUUUGAUACAGGAUGACAAACUGGGAGCCAGUUCAAGGAGAAUGAAAGUUUCAUCAGGGCGGUUCACACCAUAUAAUGAGAAAAUUUGACAAAAAAAAAUUUGAGCUUUAUCAGUGCUUUUUCAUAAAUGACUCCGUGAUUUCAGAGUAAAACGGAUCUUCAGUCAAAACAUGUCUGAUAUAAAUUUCAAAGCUGCCUUCAUGUCACUUCCUUCUGUUGUGAAAUACAAAAU
Cyprinodon variegatus (sheepshead minnow) is the source of this 4595-nucleotide messenger RNA. RefSeq names its product neutral alpha-glucosidase C-like (gene ganc). NCBI's taxonomy places the organism in Eukaryota, Metazoa, Chordata, Actinopteri, Cyprinodontiformes, Cyprinodontidae. Gene Ontology annotation, biological process: carbohydrate metabolic process; N-glycan processing. The transcript has 25 exons. The coding region runs from base 112 to 2796 and encodes 894 amino acids. The record is from RefSeq and is a predicted model, not a curated record. Gene Ontology annotation, molecular function: carbohydrate binding; alpha-1,4-glucosidase activity.